This is a messenger RNA of Zerene cesonia (dogface butterfly), 931 nucleotides long. RefSeq names its product sugar transporter SWEET1-like. Gene Ontology annotation, cellular component: membrane. The record is from RefSeq and is a predicted model, not a curated record. Gene Ontology annotation, molecular function: sugar transmembrane transporter activity. The coding region runs from base 126 to 806 and encodes 226 amino acids. Gene Ontology annotation, biological process: carbohydrate transport. The transcript is spliced from 4 exons. Lineage: Eukaryota; Metazoa; Arthropoda; Insecta; Lepidoptera; Pieridae.
CAUUCAGACAGAGUCUCUAGUCAAAGACAGUCGUGUCACGUCAGAUACGUGUGUUAAACGAUAUUUUAUAGGUUAGUUAUAAAGUGUUAGUGUUUAAAUUAACCUAGGUGCAUCAAUUUUCUAAAAUGGAAACCCUAUCGAAUUUACUCCAACCAUACAAGCACAUUGUGGCUACAACGGCAGAAACCGUGACUAUGCUGCAAAUGUUCUCUGGUGUAUUUAUGUGCUGGGAUAUCUACAAACAGAAGAGUACUAAGGGCAAUGAUAUUAUGCCAUUCCUCUUUGGUCUAAUCAUGAGUGUUCUCAAUUUGAAUUAUGGGUUGAUUCUCAAAGAUCCCUCCAUGGUACAAGUGAAUUUCUUCGGUUUAGUGUUGAAUGUAGGAUACCUUUCUGUAUAUGCCAAAUAUGAACAGAACCCGGCUCCGAUGUGGAAGAAAAUCGGGGUUGCUUGCGUAAUAAGUGCCGUUGUGAUCAUUUACACCCAGCUUGAGAAUCCUGAGCUGGUGGGCCACAGAUUUGGUAUUUUUAUGAUGACUUUUAUGAUGUUCAUGAUCGGACAAUCACUGUAUGGUUUGAAAGAUGUAAUCAAGAACAAAUGCACGGAAGGCAUGCCUUUCCCCAUUAUCCUGUCAGGCACGGUCGUUUGUUUCUCGUGGUUGCUUCACGCCAUCAUUCUGAACAAUCAGAUGCUUGCGAUACAAAACUUACUAAUCUUUGCGUUGUUUGCAUUUCAACUUUCCUUCUUCUUUAUAUAUCCUUCAAGAAAAGAAGAAAGUAUCGAUAUAAAAGAGAAAAAAGAAGAUUAAGAUAACAUAGAAUAUUUUGUAAUAAAAUAGUCAUAAGUUUUAAUUAGAUUAUUAUUUAUUGUGUAGGUUAAGAAUGAAUUAUUUGAUACAAUGUAUUUUAUUUAUACACUGUUAUUGGAGUGCUU